This is a messenger RNA of Beta vulgaris subsp. vulgaris (sugar beet), 2600 nucleotides long. Its product is annotated as proline transporter 1-like. Gene Ontology annotation, cellular component: plasma membrane. The transcript is spliced from 8 exons. NCBI's taxonomy places the organism in Eukaryota, Viridiplantae, Streptophyta, Magnoliopsida, Caryophyllales, Amaranthaceae. The coding region runs from base 1242 to 2600 and encodes 452 amino acids. The record is from RefSeq and is a predicted model, not a curated record.
UUGUUAGUCCGUUUUUCCUUUUCAAAAAGGUAUUGGGCUUCUUCGUCGAACUAGGCAAAAACCUUUAUACGUCAUUAUCACAUCAACUUUUUACACUUUUCUACCUCAUAUAACAUACCAUCAUUUUAUAAAUCCAUCCAAACUUUUCCACCCAUCCUAUUUUUCUAUCUCCUACAUUACUUUAAUGCUUCUCUUGCAUUUUCCAAAACCAAACAUUAUUUUCUUUUUUUUGUACUUCUUCCUUAUUUUUUACACAAUUUCCUUCAUUUUUUUUUCAAAGUGAAGUAACAAUUAAACAAAAGUACAGGGAGUAUAUACAUACAUGUUUUUUUUUUGAAACUUGGCUUGUGUGAGGAUUUUUUUUUUUGGCCUCCAAUUGGGGAUCCCUUGAUAAGAAGGACUCUAUUGGACCAACGUCUAUCGUAGGUUAGCCAGUUCAGCUACACAGGUCAACACUUGAGAGUAAGGAAAAAUAAGGAAUCCCUACUCCAAAACACUAGUAGGUAGUGAGGUUCGAACUUGUGACUUCAAAGUCACAAGUUGAGUUCCCCACCACCUCCACCAAACAAGCUUGGUUUGGGUGAGGGCACUACUACUAGGAUAUUGUCCACCCGGCUAGUUUCUGGCUUUGAGCCUAGGCAAAAGAUAUUGUCAACCCAGAUGGAGCCUAGGCAAAUAAAGGGUGGGCGCCGGGCGGUAGGGUAAGGGUCACCAGUCACUAAGAAAAUCCCACCCCUAAAGUUUCUCUUAUUAUAACUUGCUGCGUUGUUUUCGUUGUACCUUUGAUGACUCUCUUUGGGAAAGCAUCUUAGUUUCCUUAAAUGAUAAGGUGUUAACAUAAUUUAGGUGAUAACAUAUUUUAGUAGCAUUUGGGGGAGUAGUUAAAAUAAAAUUUCAAGUGGUUAUAAUGACUUAAAUGAUAAAUUAAAAUUUUACCUUUUUCAAAUCAGGUGGCUAAAGUUUUAGAUGUGGAGUAUUUUUUUUUUUUUUUUAUUUUCAUACCCAGGAAUUGCCCUUUAGAGUGAACCUAUUUAGCUUGAUUGGGAGGUCUAUAGAAAUGUAGAAACGGAAGAGAGAAGACCGAGAAAGAACAACGAGAGAGAUGAAGCUACACAUGUAUAGAUAAGCAAUUGACCAUUAACUAUCAGUAGACAACAAUUAUGCUAUACAUAAAAUGAUACAUAUGUUUCUCUAUUUAUCAACAGACAGCAACAUACAACAACAAUUAUCGGAGAAAAUCGAUGGAAGCCGGAAUAGGAAGUAGCAGAACAAGUAGAACUUCAAGAAAUUCUAGCUUAAGAUCACUCUCCUUAAGAGAUCAAUUUCCGGAAGACUGUCCACCUACAGCACACACUAUUGGCCAUGAUUCGUGGCAGCAGGCGGGAGUGUUGCUCGCAACUAGCUUCAAUUGUGGAUGGAUAUUUAGCUUCUCAAACCUUCUGUUGGUGCCUCUAGGCUGGGGAUGGGGUAUUCCAACUUUAGUUAUUGUAGGUGCCUUUAGUUGUUAUGCGAAUUACGUAUUGGCAGAAUUUCACUACAUCGGAGGACAUAGAUUCAUCAGAUACAGAGACAUCAUGGGACAUCUAUUUGGGAAGGGAAUGUACUACCUCACGUGGUUUCUACAAUUUUCAACCUUUAUUCUGACAAAUAUGGGUUUCAUCCUCCUUGGAGGGAGAGCAUUGAAGGAGAUAAAUCAAGCGUUUAGCGAUACACCCCUGAGGCUCCAAUAUUUCAUCAUCAUCACAGGAGUAAUAUAUUUUAUAUUUGCUUACAUCAUUCCCAACCUAUCUGCCAUGAGAAUGUGGUUAGGAGUGUCUAUGAUUCUCACAUUCAGUUUCAUUGGAGUCUUUCUUGCGGCAUUAGUGAUUGAUGGUAAAACUCACAAACAUACACAUAGAAACUAUGAAGUCAGCGGGAGACAAUUACAUAAGGUGUUCAAUGGCCUUAGUGCAUUAUCAGCUGCCAUUGCAAGCAAUAAUUCUGGCAUGUUGCCAGAAAUACAGUCAACUCUCCAGGAGCCUGUAGUCAAGAACAUGAGAAGAGCCCUAUAUGUACAAUUUACUGUGGGCAUAAUGUUUUAUUAUGGUGUUAGUGUAGCGGGCUACUUGGUUUACGGUUCAGAAGUAUCAGAGUACCUCCCUAACAACCUAAGCGGUCCAAAAUGGGCAGUGGUCUUCAUCAACGCAGCAGUCUUUCUGCAAAAUGUUAUCUCCCAACAUAUGUUUGUGCAACCAGUACAUGAGGCUCUAGAUACUAGGUUCUUAAACUUUCAAGAGAGUUUAUACUCGAAAGGAAAUUUAAUACGACGACUCUUCCUACGAGCAUCCCUCUUUACAGUAAAUAGUUUCGUGACAGCAGCCAUACCUUUUAUGGGAGACUUCAUCAACCUGUUGGGGUCAUUCACACUUGUUGCAUUAACGUUUAUUUUUCCAAGCAUGAUCUUCCUCAAGAUAAAAGGGAACACAGUCAAGGUUGGCGAGAAAGCAUGGCAUUGUGCCAUCAUUAUUGUUCUUUCUAUCAUUGCAGUGGUAACUACAGCCUCCGCAUUCAGAUUAAUUGUCGAUAAUAUUGCAGACUACCGUAUAUUUUCCAAUGAAUGA